Messenger RNA from Fibroporia radiculosa, 1749 nucleotides. RefSeq lists its product as uncharacterized. Lineage: Eukaryota; Fungi; Basidiomycota; Agaricomycetes; Polyporales; Fibroporiaceae. The coding region runs from base 1 to 1749 and encodes 582 amino acids. The transcript is spliced from 5 exons. Gene Ontology annotation, molecular function: RNA binding. The record is from RefSeq and is a predicted model, not a curated record.
AUGCCGAGGAAUUGCCGAGAACGGCGGGGCAUUGCCACAUAUAAGGAAGCAGAUAAGAAGGCGGACAAAAAGGCGGAAAAGAAGGCUUCUAAAGCCUCCCUCAAGGCAGCGGCUGCUGCGAAAGAGGUUGCUCCCCCCAAAGCCAAGCCAAUAUCAUCCAAGGAGAUUAUAGCCAAAGCCAAAAGCAAAUCAAAGGCUAGCAAGAAGAAGCAGGAGAGCAGCAGUGAAGAGUCGUCAGAGUCUGACGCUCCUGCCCCCAAAACUCAAGCAAAGCAAACGCCUGUGAAGGCACCAGCUAAAGCGGCCUCCUCAUCCAGCGACGAUUCAAGUUCUGAGGAUGAGGCUCCCAAAACCGCCCAAGCCGACAACGCGAAAGCCAAUGGCAAGGCAAAGGCCGCACCUCCGGCCCCGUCAUCAGAUUCAGAAAGCAGUGAUUCCGAGGACGAGAAGCCGAAAGCGGCGCAAGUAAAAACCACCCCUAAAAAGGCUGCAUCUUCAUCGAGCGACAGCGACAGCUCGGAAGACGAGGAACCAAAAAAGGCUAUCUCCACCCCUGCCAAAGCUGCGGCUACCCCUGCCAAAAAGGCGACGCCGGCCAAGGUCGUCUCAACGCCCGCAACAAAAGCUGCCCCGGCAAAAGCGGCAGCUAAGUCGGACUCAGACGACUCAGAUGACGACAGCGACGAGAGCAGUUCGGAGGACGAAGCCCCCAAGGCUGCCGCGGCCCCUGCCAACGGUGCUGCUGCGAAGCAGUCGUCGGAUGAGUCGGGUUCAGAGGACAGCUCAGAUGACGAGGAAGAUUCGGAUGUCGAGAUGGCCGACGCUGCUCCGUCGGCGCAAAAAGGCAAGCGCAAAGCCGAUGACGACGCGGCGGCACCCGCGAAAAAGGCCAAGGUGGCGAAUGACGAUUCUGCGGCCCAGGGCGAAUCGGGUGCUAACAAGUCGAUUUUUGUCGGGAGGCUGUCAUGGAACGUCGACAACGAGUGGCUUGCGCAAGAAUUCGCCGACUGCGGCGAGGUUGUAUCUGCGCGUGUCCAGAUGGAUCGCAACACAGGCAAGUCGCGCGGCUUCGCAUACGUGACGUUCGCAACCGCGGAAGCUGCCCAGGCUGCACUGCAGCUUACCGGCAAGGAGAUCGAUGGCCGUCCAGUUAACAUCGACAUGACCACCGAGCGGGACCCGAACGCCGCCCGUCAGAACCGCGCCGCCGCGUAUGGGGACAAGCCCAGCGAGCCGUCGGCAGUCCUGUUUGUCGGCAACCUCAGCUUCAGCGCGACGGAAGACCUGCUGUGGGAGACAUUCAGCGAGUACGGCGACGUGAAGAGCGUGCGCGUGCCGACGGACCGCGAGACCGGCAGUCCGAAAGGGUUCGCGUACGUCGAGUUCUCGGACGUCGAGACGGCCAAGAGCGCGUAUGAGGGCGUAUCGGGCAAGGAGAUCGCAGGCCGUGCCGUGAGGCUCGACUACUCGCAACCCAGAGAUUCUAAUGGUGGUGGAGGCCGUGGUGGACGUGGUGGAUUUGGGGACAGAGGUGGACGAGGCGGAUUUGGGGACCGAGGUGGCCGAGGUGGCCGCGGAGGCUUUGGGGACAGAGGCGGUCGCGGUGGAGGACGCGGCUUUGGCGGACGUGGUGGAGGCGGUCGCGGCCGAGGUGGUGAUCGGGGCCGUGGUCGUGGCGGCGGUCGUGGAGGACCCCGCACCGGCGCAAUUGCCGCUUCCGAAGGCAGGAGGGUGACCUUCGACGACUAA